Sphaerodactylus townsendi is the source of this 996-nucleotide messenger RNA. Its product is annotated as proteinase-activated receptor 1-like. Lineage: Eukaryota; Metazoa; Chordata; Lepidosauria; Squamata; Sphaerodactylidae. Gene Ontology annotation, cellular component: membrane. Gene Ontology annotation, biological process: positive regulation of Rho protein signal transduction; positive regulation of blood coagulation; thrombin-activated receptor signaling pathway. The coding region runs from base 97 to 996 and encodes 299 amino acids. Gene Ontology annotation, molecular function: thrombin-activated receptor activity. The transcript has a single exon. The record is from RefSeq and is a predicted model, not a curated record.
AAUGACACUGAAAGAUAUUUGACAAGUGCAUGGUUGGUCUGGUUUGUUCCCUCAGUGCACACUCUUGUUGUUGCAUUGAGCCUUCCUUUGAAUCUCAUGGCAAUCCUUAUGUUUGUGGUCAAAAUAAAGCUUAAGAAACCAGCCACUGUGUACAUGCUCAACCUGGCUUCCGCUGAUGUGCUUUUUGUGAGUGUGCUGCCUUUUAAGAUUUCCUACCAUUUUUCUGGACACAAUUGGACCUUUGGAGCUGGAAUGUGCCGCUUCGUCACUGCUACCUUCUACUGCAACAUGUACUGCUCCAUACUGCUGAUGACAGUGAUAAGCAUUGACCGUUUCCUGGCAGUGGCAUAUCCAAUACAGGCUCUGUCGUGGCGCACUGUCAAGCGUGCCUCUGUGGUGUGCUUUGUCAUAUGGUUUGUAGCCAUAGCUGGAACUAUACCUCUGCUGAUCAUGGAACAAACAACUAGAAUCCCUCAGUUAGGUAUUACCACCUGCCUAUAUGUGCUAGAAGUCUCUGUUGUUAUGAAGAUAUUUCGUUAUUAUUUUGCCACAUUAACAAUUAUCUUCUUUUUUGUACCGUUAAUAAUUUCUGUCUCCUGUUACAUUUGCAUUAUAAGGAAACUUAGCUCAUGUAAAAUUACUACUGAAAAACGUUGUAAGAAGAGGCGGGCCAUAUUCUUGUCUGUAGCGGUCUUGUGCUCUUUUAUUUUUUGUUUUGGGCCUGCAAAUGUCUUGGCCUUGGCGCAAUACAUAUUGCUUUCAGAAGAUCAAAAGUUUGAGGGUCUCACUUUUGCCUACUUCCUAACUGUCUGUAUUGGAACCAUCAACUGUUGCAUUGACCCUUUGAUCUAUUAUUAUGCUUCUUCUGAAUGUCAAAGACAGGUCAGUAACCUCUUAUGUAAGAAAAAGGAUUCUGAGAUUGAUAAAAGCAAUCAGACAGGAAGCAGUAAUACGGGAACAUUUUCCAAUAGUUUGAAUCGUUUAUCUGAAGCAUAG